Scatophagus argus is the source of this 2850-nucleotide messenger RNA. RefSeq names its product protein diaphanous homolog 1-like. The coding region runs from base 60 to 773 and encodes 237 amino acids. The transcript has 5 exons. Lineage: Eukaryota; Metazoa; Chordata; Actinopteri; Scatophagidae. Gene Ontology annotation, molecular function: zinc ion binding. The record is from RefSeq and is a predicted model, not a curated record.
AGUUUGAAUGUUGCCUGGGUGGAAUACACAGCGAGCAGCUGAGGAAAUUAGCGCCAACCAUGAAUUCCUCAGAAAGCGAGCUGAAGAAGAUAUCUACAGAGUUGAAACAUCUUUCACUUAAGAGACAACAGCUUGUGGAAAAGAAAAACCUCCUGGGCAUAUUACAGGAGCUGAGGAAUCGUGCUGAAUUUGGUCACGCAGAGGACAAAUCCUCAAAUCAACAUGAAAUCGACAGCAUUGAUGACAAAUUGAAACAACUGACUGAGAGGAAAGCUGAACUCCAAAAAAGCCACGAUAACAUCCUUAAUGCCAAAGAUAAGAAGAGCAAAAUAGGUGAGCUCAAAUUUACUGAAGCGAACAUUCACUCCAUCAUACGUUGGGUUUGUAAUCACCUUUCCUCUUCUUCCUUAAAAGUAAGUUUCACCCCCAGUCAGACCACUGUGCCUGCCACUUCUCCUCCUCCUCCUCCUCCUGUCUCAGGCAUUAUCUACGUUGAAGCCCCACCGACUAUCCCUGCCCCUACGGUCAUUUUGGACUUGGAAAAACUUCCAGAGUGCCCAUGCAGGACACAGUGUCCAGAGUGUCGGCAGUUCAUCAUGACAGAGACUUAUACCUCUGUUAGCAGCGUGACCUGGCUGGUGUGUUUCAUGACAGCUUUGAUUGGCUGCGUGGCUGGUUGUUGCCUCAUUCCCUUCUGCCUCGAUAGGUUCAAAUCUACCACACACAGAUGUCCUAAGUGUCGAACGUCAAUCCAAACUAUUAAAAAGCUCUGAGAAAAAAAAGCAGUUGGUGAUAACCUGGGGCUCAAAACGAAAGAGCAUCACACAUCGAACUAGCGGUGAAGUCAGCAGCGUGGCUCUCUUGGGGAGUUUGUCUGUUAGCAUUUGCUACCAUCUUAAAUUCUUCUCCUGUGUGCAAGAUGCUCUGAAUGUCAUUUUCAACUUAUUCGGAUGCUAUCACUUUGGCUUUAUUGCAUGCAAAAUCAAGUCAGUUUUAUUUAACAAAUGGCUUUACGGUCUGUGCAGAUUUGCUCUCUAUCCUUAGACCCUUGAUAAGGAAAAAUUCCUGUAAUGUGGGGAAAAACUGAAGAAAGAAGAGCAACAAAGGAGAAAUCCCUCUUCCAAGGCGGAAAGACUUGCAGUUUGGACAAUCGGGAUGCCAAAACUAUAGACAUACUGUGAACAUAUAAUAAAGCAUAUGGAUCUAAGACUCAAAUCACGCAACUUCUGGGUGCUGCCAAACAGACCUGAGCUGCAGCACCUCCGUUCCACCCUGGAGACCAGGGAAGAGGACAGUCAACACAAACAUACUGUGGAGGUAAAGCUCAAACUCAUCGAUCACACAGAUAGGAGAAAAGAAACAAGAGCACAGCAGGAGGGAAAGAGUCAAGGACAACAUGCAUACAAGGGAAAGAGGGGAAAAAAGAGGAGUAGCUGAAUCUCCUGGAACACGACGAUCCAGAUCCAAAACAUCUGGGAUGAGGCACCGACGUCCAGAGGGGGGGAGAGAGAGUGGGGGUCCCAAGACGGCUGAUGAUCCAACAAAGAAAAGCCUGAAUGAAAAGAGAAAAAAUAAGGAGAAAGUAGGGAGGGAAGAUCACAGUGUUUGUUAGUUGUGAGACAACAAGAACAGGGAGUCCAGGAUGGAACAUGAGGUUUCAGGAGGUCAGGCAAGUGUGAAUGGUGUUGCUCAUUUACAAUUAAUGUGAUACACAAUGUUAUAUAUAUGGUCAAAUUUUCUAGUUUUAGUAAAAUUUCUAGCUGCAGCAUUCUGAGACAUGUUAAAAGUUUUAAUGCUGGCAGAUCUGAUCCAAAAAUGUUACAAUAAUCUCAAUGUUAUAACAAGUCUCAGUGAAACAAAUGCAUCAUUCAGGGUCUCUCCGUUAGCCAAGGACAGAAAAAGGACAGAAAAGGACAGAAAAGAAUGAAUUACAGCUAAGCCGCAUAGGCAAAGCAAUCCGGUCUUUGAAAAUACACACAGCCGUUGAAAGUUACCGUAACUUUGUAGGCAAAUACAGCUGGAUAUAAUCAGUAUGUCAGUGUAAAUUCUGCAAGAGCUGAGAUACAAAGAGAAAAGCAGAGGUCUGAGAUCAGAGCCCUGAGGUGCUCCACAUUUCAGCUCAGAUCAGAAAAGUUUGAUGGAGUGUUACUACAGAAAACCCACUGUGUUCUUUCAGAAGACUUAAACAUGUGGCCAACAGAAAAGAGACGGCAAACUGAUUCUCCAGUUGGGCUUGGAGUGUACAUUGAUCUAUGGUGUCAAAAGCUGCACUGAGAUCCAGCAAUAAUAGCAGAGGUGGUCAGAAGUAGAAGAAAAUCAUUUGCCACUUUGUUAAAGGCAGUUUCAGUCCUAAAUAGAGAAAGUUGACAAUAGUCUACAAACUAUGCAUUUCAAUGUGUGUUGGUGUUGCUUUAUAAUAGUACAGUAAAGACAAAGUAUUUUACUUUUCAGCACAUACCUGUCCUUUUCAUAAUAAAUUUCUUCAACAUCCAGAUGAGUUUGUCAGCACCGAUCCAGAUGAUCUGCGACACACCAUCCUGCUGAGGUGCAUCAUGUUGUGCAUAACAGUUUCUUUGACACUGAAUUUUAUUUUCACCAGAGCAGUCAGACGACAGACUCAAGAUGAUUAGAUUUACAUACGGCCAGCAGAUGGCACCACAGUACAAAUCAACUGUAAAUGCAUUCAUGUUAUUUCAAGGAGAUGUGAGUGAAUAAGACAAAUGAGCAGUGGUUUGUGCUGAUGGUUAUUGUUAUUUUGGUUUGUGUCUCUGCAUGUUUGUUGUUACACUGUAAUGCUUCACACGGAUUUGGUCUUGCUUACACUUUUUCAAUAAAUGGUUUAAACAAAAA